CUUCCCCGGGAGAAAUUGCUGAUGUGUUCUACAGUGGAGAAGAGAAAUCACGCAAGGCACAAACCAUGAAUUACGUUGGACAAUUAGCAGGGCAAGUCUUUGUGACAGUGAAGGAGCUCUAUAGAGGAUUAAAUCCAGCCACGUUGUCUGGAUGCAUUGAUAUCAUUGUUAUCCGCCAGCCUAAUGGAAACCUCCAAUGUUCACCUUUCCAUGUACGCUUUGGAAAGAUGGGAGUUCUGCGUUCUAAGGAAAAAGUGGUUGACAUAGAAAUUAAUGGAGAAUCUGUGGAUUUGCAUAUGAAAUUAGGAGACAAUGGAGAAGCAUUUUUUGUAGAGGAAACAGAUGACAAAGAGGAGGCAAUUCCAUACCACUUGGCUACAUCCCCCAUUUUGUCCGAGGGAUCUUUCAUGGAAUUACAACUGAAGAGAAAUUCUGUUGAUAGGUUAAGGAGCAUGGACACUGCUGGUCCUUCACAGUUACCAAUCCUUACUUCUCCUUCGGCAACUGAAUCCAUGACUGCAAGUUGUUCUGUCAAGAAAAGGAGAAAGAGGAGAAGGAAAUCUGCCCAUAAAAUAGACAUUUCAAAAAGAGAUGAAAAUGCAGAUACCACGGAAGAUGAAAACAUGUUCCCUAUAGAAAUGAGUUCUGACGAAGAAAAUGAGCUCUUAGAUACGAUUUCCAGAACAUCUAUCCCUGAUUUGUCAAGGGAUGAAGAGAUCGAGGCGGUUUCUUCUAUAAAUGCGCUUGCUCAUCCCCACUCAGAUGGAGAAUGGACACCCAGACAGAGUAAAUCUAGAACAUGCACAGGGCGGUCCUCUCAUCUCACUGUUCCAGCAGAGGGAAGCUUAUCUAGUUCUUGUCCUGACCGGACCUCUCACUGUCCUGCUGAAGACAGCCCUUUAGAUUCACGAUCUCUCACUCCUAAAAGUGAUUCUGAAUUAGUCAGUAAGCCUCUGGAAAGAAGUGUUAAGAACAAUAAUCCUCAGAUGCAUUGGGACUGGGGAGAACUACCUCAAGCCACAAAGACUGCUACCCCACACAAGCCAAAAGAAUCCAGCACCUCAGUGACUGUGAAUCUUUCUGGAAGCACUCACUUUCGAGUCAUCCAGAGUACCGAUACGGAAGAGGUUCAGCACCUCUCUUCCCUACCUGACCCUGGACAGGAUGAGAUUGUGCUGGUUGUGGAAGAAGCAGAGCUCCUGACACCCGAAACAUCCCAAAUGGAUAUAGAGACUUUAGGAGCGGCAGCCCCUCCACUUCCGGCCGGUGAAGAAUUAAAGCCAGCCACAACCGGCUUGAUGCAGCCAGCCAGCAAAACAGAUUCUCCCUCGAAAAAAAAGGAUAAGCGGAGCCGACAUCUUGGUGCUGAUGGUGUAUAUUUAGAUGAUCUGACUGACAUGGAGCCAGAGGUUGCUGCACUCUAUUUCCCUAAAAAUGGUGAUCAUCUUGCCCUCUCGAAGAACGCCAGUGAUAAUAGUCCCCGCUCAGCCAACCAAUCUCCUCAAUCGGUCGGAAGCUCAGGGGUGGACAGUGGUGUAGAGAGCACUUCGGAUGGAAUCCGAGAUCUGCCCUCCAUUGCCAUUUCACUUUGCGGCGGACUUAGCGACAAUAAAGAAAUAUCCAAAGAAAAGUUUUUAGAACAAGAAGUCUCUUAUCAGCAGUUUGUGGACAACCCAGCUCUUAUUGACGACCCUAACCUUGUGGUGAAGAUUGGAAACAAGUACUACAACUGGACAACUGCAGCUCCGCUCCUGCUGGCAAUGCAGGCAUUCCAGAAACCUUUGCCAAAGGCUACUGUGGAUUCUAUAAUGAGGGAUAAGAUGCCCAAAAAAGGUGGAAGAUGGUGGUUUUCAUGGAGAGGGAGGAAUAACUCUAUCAAAGAGGAGGCAAAGCCAGUGCAAAGUCUCAGUGGAGAAGAAGAGAAGAGUAUUGCAGACAGAAUCAAAGAUGAUUCUUCCUCAAGUGAUGAAGACCAUCGAACUAAAAGUGAAACCACUCACCUUCCACUGUUGUCUGGAAUAGGUUAUAAAAAGAGUCUUCGACUCAGUUCAGAACAGCUGAAAAAUCUCAACCUUAAAAAUGGUCCCAAUGAUGUCACUUUUAGUGUCACAACACAAUAUCAAGGAACAUGUCGCUGUGAAGGUACCAUUUAUUUAUGGAACUGGGAUGACAAAGUCAUUAUUUCUGACAUUGAUGGCACCAUCACAAGAUCAGAUACUUUAGGUCAUAUUUUGCCUACCCUUGGCAAGGACUGGACACAUCAAGGCAUUGCUAAAUUGUAUCACAAAGUGAGCCAGUAA
Protobothrops mucrosquamatus (brown spotted pit viper) is the source of this 2300-nucleotide messenger RNA. RefSeq names its product lipin 1 (gene LPIN1). The record is from RefSeq and is a predicted model, not a curated record. The transcript has 17 exons. Gene Ontology annotation, molecular function: phosphatidate phosphatase activity; transcription coactivator activity. NCBI's taxonomy places the organism in Eukaryota, Metazoa, Chordata, Lepidosauria, Squamata, Viperidae. Gene Ontology annotation, cellular component: mitochondrial outer membrane; nucleus. Gene Ontology annotation, biological process: triglyceride biosynthetic process; fatty acid catabolic process; positive regulation of transcription by RNA polymerase II. The coding region runs from base 66 to 2300 and encodes 744 amino acids.